Molecule: messenger RNA, 533 nt
Organism: Penaeus monodon (black tiger shrimp)
Lineage: Eukaryota; Metazoa; Arthropoda; Malacostraca; Decapoda; Penaeidae
Exons: 4
Coding region: 72-533 (153 amino acids)
Source: RefSeq, a predicted model, not a curated record
AUGGAAUCCCACUUCAGAUCCUGCAUGACACACUCAUAAAGAAGAAAACAUCAUGUACCGCACUCCACUGGAUGCAAGAGGAUUCUGGGAAUGUUUAUACAGUGGGAACAAACCAUGUGGAAAAAAUCCAUCUCCCUUCUGGGAAUUCCUCGAAAGUGUCCAAGCUUAGCAGCAUCUUGAAGGAGGUUGUGGCUAUAAAUAACAACUAUAAUGGGUCAAAUAUAUAUGGAAUAGUGUCCUCUGGAGAUCUCUUUUUCUGGGACCUGCAUGACAAUAGCUUGAAACAUGCAUCAGGAAUUCCCGAGCUUGUCACACACCUUCCCAAUGCAGAUGCAGAACACCCUAAUAAAGGAAAUGAAGGACGUCUGCAUGCUAUUUUCACAGCUUUCAGACAUUUUCAACAGCACAAUACAGAAACAAGUAAAGAAGAAAAUGAUGAGGUACAGUCUCAUUUUAAGCCAAAGAUCUUUGCUUCUGAUGACUGUUCUACUGUUAUUGUUGUGUUGGGAGCAGUGCAGGUAACUCAUGCUUAG